AUCGCAACAACAGCAAAAUGUCAGUUACGCUACAUACUACCCAUGGAGACCUCAAGGUCGAAAUCUUUUGCGAAACCGUUCCCCAAACUGCAGAGAACUUUCUCGCAUUAUGCGCGUGCGGCGCAUACAACGACACACCGUUCCACCGUUUCAUGCCCGGAUUCAUGAUCCAAGGCGGCGACAUCUCUCUCAGUCCCGCAGCAACUUCUCCAGACAGCCACAUCCUACCAUUUGACGACAUACCAAAAGGCGGUACCUCGAUAAACCACCCGUCCGCCCUGAAUCAGGAAAUACGUAUACCAGCACUACGACAUAAUGCGCGUGGCGUCCUGUCCAUGGCCUCGAGACCGGUAAAAGACCGGACAGCUCCCGGAAUGCAAAACGCCUCCGGACCUACGGUCAACGGUAGUCAGUUCUUUAUAACUUUUGCUCCAGCAACACAUCUCGAUGGUGAAAGUACUGUGUUCGGCAGAGUACUGAACCUGACGGCUCAGGAUGAAGGCGGUGAUGUGCUGGGAAUAUUGGAAAAGGCAAAUGUGAAAGUUGACAAGAAAGGGCGCGUCGUGCAGCCUAAGGACGGGCAGGAGAUUGAAGGCGAAUGGGAGGCAUUAAAGUUAAGAUCGGUUACGAUACAUGCCAAUCCAUUUGCAAAGUGAGCGAACAUCCAUAUCCGGAUGCACAAAAGAGUCGUCUAAAUAUAGAUGGACACACAACCAUUUCAAGCAAGUUCAGUC
Molecule: messenger RNA, 734 nt
Organism: Talaromyces stipitatus ATCC 10500
Lineage: Eukaryota; Fungi; Ascomycota; Eurotiomycetes; Eurotiales; Trichocomaceae
Product: peptidyl-prolyl cis-trans isomerase, putative
Exons: 3
Coding region: 18-656 (212 amino acids)
Biological process (GO): protein peptidyl-prolyl isomerization
Cellular component (GO): catalytic step 2 spliceosome
Molecular function (GO): peptidyl-prolyl cis-trans isomerase activity
Source: RefSeq, a predicted model, not a curated record